Molecule: messenger RNA, 1416 nt
Organism: Triplophysa dalaica
Lineage: Eukaryota; Metazoa; Chordata; Actinopteri; Cypriniformes; Nemacheilidae
Gene: gm2a
Product: ganglioside GM2 activator
Exons: 4
Coding region: 190-813 (207 amino acids)
Biological process (GO): ganglioside catabolic process; lipid transport
Cellular component (GO): cytoplasmic side of plasma membrane
Molecular function (GO): enzyme activator activity; lipid carrier activity
Source: RefSeq, a predicted model, not a curated record
UUCAAAUACCACAACACACUCACAUGAUCUUCACAUAGGACAGUUCCUGCACACUUAUGAAAUGUGUAAUUUUCUUCUGUGCUCUCGGAUACGUUCCUCAUUCUGACUGCCAGGUGCCAUCACAUCACAUGUUUCUCUGCCGAGUUUCACACACAUUGUCUGUUUGUUUUUAAACACAUCUCGUGCAAAAUGAAGUGCGGCGUUCUUGUGGCUCUGAUCGCUUUCAGCUGUUUUCUCCCGGAAGACUCGUGCAGCUUGCAGAGGAUGAACAGGUUCAAUAAAAAAACCAAGGUGCUGGGGUUCUCUUGGGGAAAUUGUAAGUCAGGUGAUGCCGCAUAUAUGAAGACUCUGAACGCGUCUCCAGACCCGAUUCCUAUUCCAGGAUUUUUAACCGCAGAUGCAUCGGGCACGACAUCUGUUGAGCUGGCUUCUCCUCUCUCAGUGAACCUGACACUGAAAAGAGAAGUUGCAGGCAUGUGGGUAAAAAUACCAUGUAUAGAGGAUCUAGGAAGUUGUCAUUAUCCUAAUGUCUGUGAACUGCUCGAUCAGCUCAUCCCUCCAGGUCAAGACUGUCCUGAACCACUGCAUACAUAUGGUCUGCCGUGCCACUGUCCAUUUAAAGCUGGUGACUACACAUUGCCAUCAUCGCAGUUCUACAUACCAAAUGUUGAACUUCCCGGCUGGCUGACCAACGGCCAAUACAAAGUACAGGGUGUUUUAGGAAGUUCUGACAAAGAGCUGGGUUGCCUUAAAAUGAGCUUCUCAUUACACACCAACAACAUACAGAGAGAUAUAAGAAUAUCUGUCCUGUAGCAGGUUCUCUGUUCAUGGCUUCUGGAUGGUGAUAGAGAAAGAAUACAGUAGAUACAAAAUAAGUGACAUAUUGCCUUUUAACUUUACAAAGAGGAAAGCCAUCUGACAAUAUUAGACGCCUUUUUAAUGUUAUUAAUGGGAAAUUCAUGGAUGGUCUAGUGCUAUCUUUGGAUGCAGAAAAGGCAUUUGACCGUGUCUAAUGGUCCUAUCUUUUCUUUGUUUUGGAGAAAUUUGGUCUAAGUGAGAAUUUUAUCAAAUGGAUUGAUUAAAAAUCUGUUCCUCCACCUGUUAAGAUGAUCAGUCGAUUUGGUACCUUUACUGGUUAUAAGAUUAAUUUAGCCAAAUCAGAAGCAAUGCCUUUACUGUACUUCAAAGCUUAAUAAUAUGCCCGGUUUUUCUUUCAAGUGGUCACCUCUGGGUUUUACUUAUUUAGGUAUCUCUAUUUCUACCUCCUUAAGUACUUUGUAUAUUUUAAAUUUUAAUCUAGUUUUAACUACAGAUCGCAAGAUUUUGUUCUCUUGAUGAUUCAUACACAGGUCUCUUUUGAUCAGUUAUGUUUCAAGAUCAAUAUUUUUCUUAAUAAACACUGGUUUCAGUAAUUUA